This is a messenger RNA of Dichomitus squalens LYAD-421 SS1, 2229 nucleotides long. RefSeq lists its product as uncharacterized. Lineage: Eukaryota; Fungi; Basidiomycota; Agaricomycetes; Polyporales; Polyporaceae. The record is from RefSeq and is a predicted model, not a curated record. The coding region runs from base 1 to 2055 and encodes 684 amino acids. Gene Ontology annotation, molecular function: protein binding. The transcript is spliced from 3 exons.
AUGGCGCAUCGAUGCGUCCGCAAGUUCAGACUUGCAAAACCCGCCUCCCUCGACGCACGACACUUUCACACCAUACCAGCUCGCCAUGAUGCACCAGCUCUUCCUUUGGCAGAGCACUCGACCUCUGCGUCUGGCCCCUCCUCAUCUCGACGUAGCCCUCUUGAUGUCUUGCGGGAGCAGAAAGUUUCUGACCUAAGAAGCUUGCUAUCACUGCGGACUCCGAGCCCAAACCGCGUCUGGGGAAACUACCUCGAGCUCCUCCAAUUUUACGGCUCGGCGAAGGUUCCUCUGGACAUUCACCAGUCUGUUCUCCGGAAGUGCGCCCCACCGGCUGCGCACGUCCGCGCUAUAGCCGCUAGAAGGGUGGCGGCCGGACAGAGGUACAAGGAGGAUAUGCUGUACGAGUCUCGUUACCAGAGGAUUAUCCGUAACAUCCGCUCCGCCGGAGACACGCCCUCUCUCUCAGACUAUCACUGUGUCCUCGACCUCUUUGCCGCAGUUGGGAACCACAACGGCGCAAUGAUGGUACUAGCCGAGAUCGGACGCGUCGGACUGGUCAAGGACCCGCGAACAUACGGUCUGUGUUUGCAGGCGCUAUGUCACCGGUUGACUCUCCCCGUGUGGCACCUGGACCGGCCGGCCCUGGUGGACGAGGUCACGGAGCAUUGCAUGACCAUAUUGAACGAGAUGGCAGACAGAGGUGUGCCCUAUGCUCCUGUCAAUGUGGAUCUCGCGUUCCGUAUCUUGAAGGAGACUAUGAAUAUGGAGGGCUUCACCAUGCUCAUGCGGAAUGCGUAUGGAAUCGACCUCGCGUAUCCCGAUCGGUCUCCUCUGGAGUACUGGGGAAAGGUGCGCGAUGCGGCGACAGAGGUAGAGGCUCAAGACGGCCAGUCUGUCCGGUUCCCCACCCAGCUCCCCUUCACUCUUGCCACCUUCAACACGGCUCUCGACUACCUCGCCCGCUCAGGGAAUGUGACGAAGCUCGUGCAGACGUUCGAAGUCAUCACGAACCCGCUCCCUUCCACAACCUCCAACCCCAACUCCUUUGACGACGAGGACGACGAGGAUUUUGGCGUGUCGAAUCCUCAGGUAGCGCCUUACAGAUCUCCCCACGUCCAGCCCAACACGACCUCCUUCCGUACGCUUCUGCGUGGCGUAUGCGAUGCUGGUCAUGUGGGCCUUGCACGGCAUUACGUCCUUGUCGCUAUAGCGCAAGAACGACAACAAGACUACCUCCUCUUGCGCUCUGCACUUACACAACCACCAGACGAGCUUCCUGCUCCUCGCCUAUCGAUUAACCGUAAUCUUCUGCUCCCCGUCUUUCAUCUCGCGAACCGCCAGAAGGACGUGGAGCUGCUACGCUGGAUCACCGUCAGAAUCAAGCGCGCCGUCCGCUGGCACCGACAUGCCAUCAAGUAUUACACCAGCACCCGCACCAGAUGGGUUGAAUCUGGAGUCUACGUACCGAAGCGGGCUGUUGAAACGGACCUCGAAGACGAUGUUGGCAGCGAUCUGCCGUCCGCCGCCUCCACAUCGCGGUUCUCAUCAUUCUUUAGCCCGUCGUCCUCUUCGCGACAGGCAUCCGCGACAUUUGACGCCUCCUCAUCAAGCAAUGAGGACUUCACUACGUCUGCCAUCCAGGCUGAGGAGGGGCAGAAGACGUUCGACGUCGACUUGCACUUGAAGCUCCUCGAACGCGAGCUCCUCGAGCUCGAGGACUUAGAACGACACGCGGACGUCGUCCUGGGGCGCAGCACGCAGCGCCUCAAGGAGCGUCUCGGGCGGCGGGUCUGGAACAGCAAAGAUAUCUUCCUGCGCGACAUCGGCCGCCGGACGACCUUGCCGAAGGCGGUCUUCCGCGAAAACGUCAACUUCCGCUCGCAGAGCGAGGUCGAGGCGAGACAGUUGAAGGAGCGAUCGGCAAAGACACGCGAGAGGCCAACAUGGGGCGCGCCACCGCCGCUCGCUAGGACGGGUCCGAUGGGCGAGCAGUAUACAGCGACGAGCUCCGUGGAGCGGGAGGAGCGGCCACCCAAAAGCUCUCGGGAGUCGUAAACUGUCUGGCGCAGUUUGCACCGCUGCUGUAUUUUAUAGAUACCAUCUAAUUACACUCUACACACCUUUGGAGACCGUAGGCUGCAUGGAAAUACAAAGGGCAGGUGUUUUGCGUCGGACUAGCACCGUUGUAUUCCCGCUCUUUCAUUCUCAAUGCAGACUAUGGAAAUUCCG